AUGUUGUUUUCAUUAGGGAAUCGUCUAGAUGAAGGAUCAGAUGUGGAAUCAGAACCAGAUCUUCCACUGAAAAGAAAGCAGCGACGUAGUCGUACAACCUUUACAGCAGAACAACUAGAGGAGCUGGAGAAGGCUUUUGAGAGGACACAUUACCCAGAUAUAUACACCCGGGAGGAACUGGCACAGAGGACCAAGCUGACUGAGGCCAGAGUGCAGGUAGGCGAGGACCGUUACUGUGUAUUUGUAACCAUGUUAAAUUAUUCAUUGUCAGACCACUACAUCUUAUCAACAUUUGGGCGUGGUCGCCUAUGCCAGUCUACAUUCCGAAAUUCAAACUUGACCAAACUAACCAAAAAAAAACAUGGUUGCAGGUUCAGACUCUUGAAAUUAUGGAUAUUUGUUAGGAAUAAUCUUUGUGGUAGAGUAAGAAGCUGCAAUUCUAUAAAGCUGAAAUCUGCUACUAGAUGCCUCCUGGGAGGCUCACCAAAAAGCUGA
This is a messenger RNA of Staurois parvus, 495 nucleotides long. The record is from the annotation of a GenBank genome assembly. NCBI's taxonomy places the organism in Eukaryota, Metazoa, Chordata, Amphibia, Anura, Ranidae.